This is a messenger RNA of Mobula hypostoma (lesser devil ray), 5066 nucleotides long. Its product is annotated as major facilitator superfamily domain-containing protein 1-like. NCBI's taxonomy places the organism in Eukaryota, Metazoa, Chordata, Chondrichthyes, Myliobatiformes, Myliobatidae. The record is from RefSeq and is a predicted model, not a curated record. The transcript is spliced from 13 exons. Gene Ontology annotation, biological process: transmembrane transport. Gene Ontology annotation, molecular function: transmembrane transporter activity. The coding region runs from base 117 to 1535 and encodes 472 amino acids.
GUCAGCUGUCGCGCUCAGCUGUGCAAGGGCGCCUGCGUCUGAGAUUGUGAAAACAAAUACCGAAAGACUCCGAUUCGUGUCAAGUCUAUCUUCGGGAAAGGAACAGGUUCUCCAACAUGGCUCAGCCAGCAGAAAGAGCCUACUACAGAUUCUUGUUACUAUUCUUCAACUGUCUACCAGGCUUUGCUUCCUGCUUCUACUAUGCAAUUCCCAGUGUGCUUCAGGACAAGUUCCAGGGGAAUAUCACUUGUUUUAAUUCUACUGUGACUAAUGGGACAACAGAUUGUGUGGAAGGAUUGGGAAUGACCCCAGAGCAGUACAACCUUCUCUUUGCUACCUAUGCAUGGACAAAUGCUGUGGUGGUGAUACUGGCUGGGUUCUUCACAGACAAGCUGGGAAAUUGCAUUGGUGUCAUCUUGUCCUACUUUAUUAUUAUGCUGGGCUCGGCUACCUUUGCUUUGGGAUCCCAUUUCAAAGGCACCAGUUACCUACUGCCAUUGAUGAUCAUUGGCCAAUUUCUCGUUGGCUCAAGCAGUGGGUCAUUCUUUCUUGUUCAGGACCGUAUUAUUGCUUUCUGGUUCAAAGAUAAGGAGUUGUCAUUGGCCUUUGGGCUGAAUGUGGCCUUCUCCCGUCUUGGCAGUGUCCUCAACUUUUUAUUCACCCAAUCUUUUGAAGCACAUUUUGGGCUGCAGUGGACUCUUUGGGCAGGAACCUUGCUGUGUGUUCUUGGCUUUAUCUCAGCCAUCAUCGUUGGCAUGCUGGAUAGAACCGGUACAAAGCAGCUGGGACUUGACGUUGUCCUCCUGCAGGAAUCCAAAAAAGUGAGGCUAAAGGAUAUUUGUCAUUUCUCUCUCCGCUACUGGCUUCUGGUUCUUACCAUCAUGUUCUUCUAUAAUGGAUUCUUCCCAUUUAUUGCUGAUGCCACCAAGUUCGCUCAGGAUAAGUAUUCUAGGUACAGUCUUCAGGAAGCCUCCUACAUCGCUGGUGCUGUGUUCGAUACCUCGAUGCUUCUACUACCCAUUGCCGGAAUGCUGAUUGAUUACAUAGGAUUAAGAGGAAUACUUGUCUCGCUGUGUGCUGUGUUGACAGUCCCUGUUUUCGCACUUUUGGCAUUCACCUUCGUACCAGCAUUGGUUUUAAUGAUAUGGCUGGGAGUCACCUAUUCAUUUGCUGUUGCAAGUCUGUGGCCCUCCAUCAUUUUAGUGGUUCCUUUGGCAAACCUUGGAACGGCUUUAGGAAUCGCUACAUCAGUGCAAAUGAUUGGUGUUGGUCUUUGCAACUUGAUUGUUGGACAGAUACUUGGAACCAAAUUCAGUGAUCCAAAGAUCCCAGUGUGGCGCUGGCAGUGGAUGAUGAUCUUCAUGCUGGCCAACACCAUCUGCUGUUUCAUCACUUCCAUCAUUCUCAAUGUAGUGGACACAAGACAGGGUAACACAUUGAACAAAACCCUCAAGCAGCUUGAAGCUACAAAAGAAGAAAACCAAGCAGCAUCAGAGACAUCCCCUCUGUUAACAGACAGAGACAAUGACAACUGAGGAAUGAUUUAGCUGUUUUGCUCUGAGAGAGAAAAUGGACAAUUCUCCAGAUUAACUGGUUUCUUUUCUUUUAUUGAAGUGUGAUUCUCCCAGUAUAAUCAAUUUUCAAGUGUCAUUUCAAAAUCAACAUUUUUUUUGCUGGUCAUAGAACGAAAGAGCUGCUAGUGGACUUCAGGAACCUGCUCACUCUCCACUUCUGAUCCUUCUAUGAGGAUUGGUAUGUGUUCCUUUGUCUUACCCUUCCUGAACUUCACAAUCAGCUCUUUCAUCUUACUGACAUUGAGUGCCAGGUUGUUGCUGCGGCACCACUCCGCUAGUUGGCAUAUCUCACUCCUGUAUGCCCUCUCAUCACCAGCUGAGAUUCUACCAACAGUGGUUGUAUUGUCACCAAAUGUAGAGCAGUGGGCUAAGCACACGCCCCUGAGGUGCACCAGUGUUGAUCGUCAGUGAGGAGGAUAUGUUAUCACCAAUCUACACAGAUUGUGGUCUUCCAGUUAGGAAGUCAAGGAUCCAAAUGCAGAGGGAGCUACAGAGGCCCAGGUUCUGCAACUUCUCAAUCAUGAUUGUGGGAAUGAUGGUAUUAAAUGCUGAGCUAUAGUCGAUGAACAACAUCCUGACGUAGGUGUUUGUGUUGUCCAGAUGGUCUACAGCCGUGUGGCGAGCCAUUGAGAUUGCAUCUGCCAUUAACCUAAUGAGGUGAUAGGCAAAUUGCAAUGGGUCCAGGUCCUUGCUGAGGCAGGAGUUCAGUCUAGUCAUGACCAACCUCUCAAAGAAUUCCAUCACUUUCGAUAUGAGUGCUACUGGGCGAUAGUCAUUAAGGCAGCCCACAUUAUAGGCACUGGUAUAAUUGUUGCCUUUUUGAAGCAAGAGGGACCUUCCACCCAUAGCAGUGAGAGGUUGAAAAUGUCCUUGAGUACUCCCGCUAGUUGGUUGGCACAGGUUUUCAGAGCCUUAACAGGUACUCCAUUGCCUUGCGAGGGUUCACUCUCUUUAAAGACAGCCUAACAUUGGCCUCUGAGACGGAGAUCACAGAGUCAUCAGGUGCAGUAGGGAUCUUCACAGCUGUAGUUGUAUUCUCCCUUUCAAAGCAGCGUGCAUAAAAGGUGUUGAGUUCAUGUGGUAGUGAAGUAUCGCUGCCAUUCAUGCUAUUGGGUUUCUCUUUGUAGGAAGUAAUGUCUUGCAGACCCUUCCAGAGUUGCCAUUCAUCCGAUGUUGCCUCCAACCACGUUCGAAAUUGUCUCUUCACUCUUGAAAUUGCCCUCUGCAAAUCAUACCUGGUUUUCUGGUACAGACCUGGGUAACCAGACUUGAAUGCCACAGAUCUAGCCUUCAGCAGACAACAUACCUCCUGGUUCAUCCACGGCUUUUGGUUUGGAAAUGUACAGUAGGUCUUUGAGGGGACACACUCAUCCACACAGGUUGUUUUGAAGUCAGUCACAACUGCAGCCUACUCAUCCAGGUUCGACGAUGAAUCCCUGAAUAUAGUCCAGUCCACCGAUUCAAAGCAGUCCUGUGGGCGCUCCUGUGCCUCCCUUGUCCAUACCUUCUUGGUUCUUAUUGCUGGUGCUGUAGUCUUCAGUCUCUGCCUAUACACCCUAUCCUCGUUAUAUGCAGGAGAUACGUUCCUCGAAGUUGACACAUAAUGUGAAUAAUUAUUUAAAUGGAGAAAAUAGGGAUGUGUUCCAAAGGGCUUCCUAAAUAUAUUUUAUCUGUAAUUUAUUCACAUUUUCAUACCAAUACGACACAAAAGCAGUAGUACAAGACAUUUGUAUUAUAUUUCAUCAAUUUAAGGUAAUAUUCAAUGUAAUAAAUCAUAGAAAGUUAACAUCCUAGGGUGUACAGUACUCACCAACAGUGGCAGGUGUGUUCGUUCCAGUAGAUAAGUGGUUGUUGUGGUGGCGGGCAGCUUUACACGGAUGAGGUGGAUGGUUGUGGUCGUCAGGAUCAUAUCAAGCACAGCAAGGGGUGAAGGAAGACUCACAGAAUUCUUAGAACUGCCGGCAGAAGGUGUUGACGAUCUGAAUAAAGUGUGAGGGUUGUUCGCUUGGCAGCAUUUUGUUUUAAAUUUGCUUGUAGGGAAGAAAGGUUGACGGCAGGGAACGACCGAAAUGCUGACUCUAUUCUAAACGUGGGUCCAUGCCAAUCGCCAUUUGUGCCAAGUGUUCCGAUUUCCACCAUUCCCUCACUGUUGGUAAACUCCUGGGAUUUUCAAAAUCGUCUGUUGCUUACAGCAUCUGAGAGAUAGUUUGCGGUAAAAAAAAAUACCCACGCCUUGAAUGUGGAUUACACCUUGGUCGAGUGGUUGAAUCAGCAAUGUUGUGUUAAGCAGCAGGAAACGCACUGUUAUGUUAGGAUGAAUGCCGUCCAAAAGUUUAGGAUGGGCUGGUGCAUUGUCAAACAACAAAAGAACUUUAAAGGCAAGAUUCUGUUCCCAGCAGAAGUGUCCCAGAGCUGUGUUACCUUCAGGCUGACGCUGUGCUGUAUAUAAUUUCCAACUUUUUUACAAGUGUGAAAGCGAUUCUCUGCCGCUCGGCUGAUGGCCCAAAACAUGACAUCAGACGCUUAGGAGGCAUGGUUAAAUAUUUCAAGCGCAAAAUCACUGCACCGUAGGUAAAACCAACAGAAGUUUAAGAUCGCGCAUCCACACCUUGCCAAGACCAAUGCGGGAGCGGUGGGAGAGAGACUGUGAGGUGCGUGCACCUGACUUGUAUUGGCGGGAAAGCGGUGUUUCUCGUCCCAACUGUGAGGUGCGUGCACCUGACUUGUAUUGGCGGGAAAGCGGUAUUUCUCGUCCCAACUGUGAGGUGUGCGCACGUGACUUGUAUUGGCGGGAAGGCAGUGCUCCUCGCAUAACUGAGUUUUGGACGCAUAUAACGAGACGUUGGUAGAAAUAGGUUCCUCGGAGUUGAACGGUGGUGAGAGUGAGCAGACCUGGAGUCGAGCAGAGCACAGAAUCUGAGCCGGAGUCGUAGUUGUGACUGGAAAAAUGGCGGAGAGAGAGAACAUCAAGGAAAGAGCCAAGCCGUUGAAGAAAGUUUUUGGCGAGAGUGGAAGUGAACUAGAGAUGGAGGUUGGCGGGAAAGAAGAACGGAAUGGAAAGAGGAAGAAAAGAAAGCAGAGGUAUGGGAUAUCAAACUCUGAUGAGUCAGCGGAUGAUCCAAACAGGACAGCAAAACGAUGGAAAGAAGAUGAGAUUAAAGCAAUUGUAAAGCUAAGUGAAGAUGGGGAGUCUUUUGGUGAUUGGAACCCAAUUCGUUUGACGAAGAUGCUCAACAAAAUUAUAGGUGAGAAUAAAGGAGCAAAGAUUUUAUGAAAUGCAUCGCUAUUAGUGAUUUGUUGGGAUAGUGCUCAGCAAGGCAAAGUGUUAAGAUUAUGUAAAAUAGAUGACAAAGAAGUACAAUGCUCAAUACCCAACAAUAGAAAGUGGACUAGAGGAGUUAUUUUGGGGAUAUCAACAGAAGUUACUAUGGAUGAGAUUAAAUAGAACAUAAAAGGAGAAAAAAUUAUUGAGGCCAAACGUUUGAAAGUUAC